This is a messenger RNA of Kluyveromyces marxianus DMKU3-1042, 1014 nucleotides long. RefSeq names its product E1 ubiquitin-activating protein AOS1 (gene AOS1). Bases 1 to 1014 code for a protein of 337 amino acids. Gene Ontology annotation, cellular component: SUMO activating enzyme complex; cytoplasm. Lineage: Eukaryota; Fungi; Ascomycota; Saccharomycetes; Saccharomycetales; Saccharomycetaceae. Gene Ontology annotation, molecular function: SUMO activating enzyme activity. The record is from RefSeq and is a predicted model, not a curated record. The transcript has a single exon. Gene Ontology annotation, biological process: protein sumoylation.
AUGAGUAUAGACGAAAUCGCAUUAUAUGACAGACAAAUUAGGUUGUGGGGUAUGGCUGCACAGGCUAAUAUGCGGUCUUCUAGUGUUCUUUUAAUCAAUUUAGGAGCCAUUGGUAAUGAAGUUGCCAAGAACAUUGUUCUCAGUGGUAUAGGUUCGUUAACUAUAUUGGAUUCUAACGUUAUAACUGAGGAGGAUUUAGGCUCCCAGUUCUUCAUUGGAAAAGAGGAUGUUGGUACCAAAAGGUUGGACGCAGCCAGACCUCACAUCGAGGAUAUGAAUCCAAGAGUUAAAUUGUCCAUAGAUACGGACAAUGUAUUAUCAAAGGAUACAGAGUAUUUCUCUCAGUUUAGUUUGAUAGUAGCAACAGAUUUAACCCCUGCUGAAAUCAAGGAGUUGAAUAAGAAGACCAGAGAUGUAAAAGUACCACUUUAUGCUGCUGGAAUUAACGGAUUUUCCGGUUACAUAUUUGCUGAUUUGAUCCAGUUCCUAUCGGUUGACGAAAAACUUAAAAGUGCAAGGCCGGCCGAACUUGGCCAAACCAGCCCCAAUAAAGUCAUAGUUGAACUAGACGAGCGCAAAGAUGAGGAAAAAAAUGUGGUUUAUCAAGUUAUUACCACUAAACACACGUUCAAGCCUUUGGAUGAGCUACUGCAUUCCGCCAUCUUAACUAAUCAGCUAUCUAGAAGGCAACUAAAGCGCAUGACACCUAAAGUGCCUCUAACUCUAACAUUAUUGAAACAAGACACAAAAUACGAUUCCUUAGAUCUGGAAACCUUUCAUUCCCAAUAUCACUCUACCUGUAAGCAAUUAGGGUUGCAGAUUGAAGAGGUUUCGACCGAAACUAUUAAACAAUUCAUUGAUCAAAUUUCUGUGGAAUUAAGUCCAGUAGCUGCAGUUAUAGGUGGUGCUCUUUCGCAAGAUGUUAUUAACGUCCUUGGAAAACGACAGUCUCCUUUGAAUAACUUUGUAGUUUUUGAUGGUGUAACUUUAGAUAUGUGGGUAUUUGAACUAUAG